Molecule: messenger RNA, 1941 nt
Organism: Symbiodinium necroappetens
Lineage: Eukaryota; Dinophyceae; Suessiales; Symbiodiniaceae
Source: the annotation of a GenBank genome assembly
AUGAGGCUCAUGCCCUUCAAGACAAACAGCGCUGCCAACGCCGGUCUUCUGACAAUCUCGCCGUACGAGGUGAACACUCCUGAGCGCCGAGAAGCAGCAAGACGAGCCAUCAUGAUGCCGGACGUCUUCCUUUCACGGGACUUGGUCCCUGAGCUGGUGCCUUGCUGCCAGGUUGCGACCACGACAGAUUUGCUGAGUACGCUCUCAGCUCACACCCUGUACCUGCUCACUAUGGCCUUUGCACGGCCCGAGCCAGCGGACUCUGCGGAGGAAGCAGACUGCACGAUCAAGCUUGGCCAGUUCCAGCAAGUCUUGGAGCAGUUCCGAAAGAAAUGCACAAAUGGCACGGCCGAGGAGAACUUGGGAGGAAUCAGAGUCAUCGUGGAUGUUCUGUGGAAGCUGUUCACACGCAGGAAGACCGUGGUGAGCGAGGAGGAGUACAAGGAAUUUGCGCAAAACAAAGACAGCCUGCAAAAGCUGGGGGACCCCUACUAUUGGGUCAAGUUUGUCCAGCGUAUCCUGGAGUUGUUGACGGACCUGUGCAUUGGCCGGAAGCUUGCCUGCUUUCGCAGCGAGCUGGCGCCGUGUAACGAUACGGCUACGGAUUACACGGGGCAGGAUUUCAUUACCCGGGAGCUGAUACAGACAAGUGAGGCUCUAAGCAUCCGACGCCGACCCGCACCCGAGUGCUGGGACAAUGUUUGGGCGAAGACGCGUGUCACUGUGGAUGAUCACUUGCAAGCCAGGGCAGAGAUCGAAAGGAAAUCCGGAUUUGUGGGUAGCGGCAAGGGCUUGCGGCAGCUGAUGAGUCAGAAGGAUGAGUUCACGCUGCUGAAGCUCGGCACCUCCAUCUUCUUCGACAACUUCGAGAGUGCUUUGGAGCAGGUACAGGCGCCUGAAGCCGAAGACGAGGAGGACCUGGCACAGCAGGUGCGGAACAUGGUGCCGAGGGUUCUGUGGAUGCAACAGCGGGCGCAGCCACCUCGCUAUGAGGGGCGUGGCUACUUCCGGGAUGACUUGGAGUUUCACCAGCCAAACCAGAUGAUCCAGCCAUGCCGCUUUCUGUACUUCGCGCUCGUGAAUCUGCUCGCCCACCUGACAGCCGAUCGCAACAUGGACAACUCACAGCUCCUGCAGGGCGUUAUUCCACCAAGCGUUGUGCGUGGCCAACUGAUCCAACGAGAGGUGUUGCGAAAUGCUGGCCUGGUCUUUUGCCCAUCGCACCUUGCAGAGCGACGACGUCAGCAAGGUCAGAUCAAAGAGAGCCGGGAUGCUGGAGAUUUAAGUGAUCUUGCAGCGCUGUCCUCCCACACAGCCUUGCUUCUGCAUGCCUUCCUCGGUCAGCCCCCUUUCGCCGAUGAAUCCGUCCGAAGCUCCGUUAUCACACAGGUGUACUUGGAUGGGACCAGGGCAGAUGAUGAUGACAGCGCUUUCGACGAGCUUCCCGGCGGCGGAUCAGCACCGCUGACACCCAUGGACCUACAAAGGCUUUGUCAUAUGUGCUCAUGGCAGUUCGCCUCGCUGGCAGAGCUCUGUCGCGACAUGGCCAGUCCAGGGCUGCCGCCACCACGGACGGACUUUUCGGAUUGCAUGGGUCAUUUGGUGAGCGUGCUCAGUAUGCUGCUUUCCAAGCUGAUAGGUUUGGGCUACUUCGAGCGCUUUCGCAUGGAGGCGGAGCAACGGCGGCAGGAAAGGUACCGGAUCCAAGAGCUGCAGUGUUUGCGAGUUACCUGUGACGACGGUAGUGUGCAAAGCUACCAGAUUCGAUGGGUGACUGAACUGUUCAGCGCCAUGCACCGGUUGCUCCAAGUGCACAAGAGCCUGGCCACAGACUUGUACCUGGCGGCGCUGAAGGACCUUUGCCGCCUGCUGAAUAUGUGCUGCUCUCUCUGCGUCAACACCCAUGUCACAUCAUUCAUGUGGAGCCGCCACGAUAUGUAA